UAAAAAUCACAGCCAAUGCCACCAAAUCGCCCGCAGCCUCUUUCAUAAUAAAAGAAAAUAAAUAAUCCUCUCUCAUAAUCUUCACCAUCGUCAUCAUCUUCAACGUUCUUCUUGGAUUCCGAUAGAUCGAUCGAUCGAUCCAUGGCGGACGCUAAACACUUCAAGUACAUCAUCCUCGGCGGCGGAGUCGCUGGGGGAUACGCAGCUCGGGAGUUUUCGAAGCUAGGUCUGAACCCAGGCGAGCUGGCAAUCAUAUCCAAGGAAGCGGUUGCUCCUUAUGAACGUCCAGCACUUAGCAAGGCAUACCUUUUCCCUCAAGGGGCUGCAAGACUUCCAGGUUUUCAUGUUUGUGUCGGUAGUGGGGGAGAGCGAUUACUUCCUGAAUGGUACACAGAAAAAGGUAUUGAGCUGAUUCUCAGUACCGAGAUUGUUAAAGUUGAUCUUGCCUCCAAGACUCUGACCAGUGCAUCCAGUACAAACUUCACUUAUGAUGUCUUGAUAAUUGCUACUGGCUCCACGGUGAUAAGACUAAGUGAUUUUGGUGUUCAAGGAGCAAAUGCAAACAAUAUAUUCUAUUUGAGAGAGAUCGAUGAUGCUGAUAAGCUUGUAGCAGCAAUACAAGCGAAGAAGGAUGGAAAAGCUGUUAUUGUUGGAGGAGGUUACAUUGGACUUGAAUGUGCCGCUGCUUUGAGAAUUAAUAAUCUUGAUGUCACGAUGGUGUAUCCUGAACCUUGGUGCAUGCCUCGGCUUUUCACUCCAGAAAUUGCUGCAUUCUAUGAGGGCUAUUAUGCCAACAAAGGAGUCAAAAUAAUUAAGGGAACAGUUGCUGUUGGAUUUGACUCUAAUUCUAAUGGGGAUGUGACAGCAGUGAAAUUGAAGGAUGGUAGGGUGCUUGAUGCCGAUAUUGUUGUUGUCGGUGUCGGUGCAAAACCACUUGUUACACUUUUCAAAGGCCAAGUUGAAGAGGAGAAAGGUGGAAUUAAGACCGAUGGAUUCUUCAAGACAAAUGUUUCUGGUGUUUAUGCUGUGGGUGAUGUCGCUACCUUUCCAAUGAAGAUGUACAACGAAAUAAGGAGAGUAGAGCACGUUGAUCAUUCCAGAAAAUCAGCUGAGCAAGCUGUGAAGGCAAUCAAGGCAAAUGAAGAAGGGAAAACAAUCGAGGAAUACGACUACCUUCCAUUCUUCUACUCUCGGUCGUUUGAUCUCUCAUGGCAGUUCUAUGGUGAUAAUGUGGGAGAUACAAUUCUUUUUGGUGACAGCGAUCCUGCAUCCGCUAAGCCUAAGUUUGGUAGUUAUUGGAUCAAAGAUAGUAAAAUCGUUGGGGCUUUCUUGGAAUCUGGGUCUCCUGAUGAAAACAAGGCGAUAGCCAAAGUAGCAAAGGUCCAGCCUCCGGUCCAGGACCUUGAACUACUGAAGAAGGAAGGUCUUGCUUUUGCCAGCAAGAUCUGAUGCGAAGUUAAUCUAAGUUCUGGUCUACGGUGACUUAGUAUGAACAUGAUUGAGAUUGAGUUUCUUAUACAUUCUGCAAUCACUAGAUUGAUUGAAACUCCUUGAAUAAAUAGAACUGCAGUGAGUAUAUUUUCUGA
Molecule: messenger RNA, 1586 nt
Organism: Asparagus officinalis (garden asparagus)
Lineage: Eukaryota; Viridiplantae; Streptophyta; Magnoliopsida; Asparagales; Asparagaceae
Product: monodehydroascorbate reductase-like
Exons: 10
Coding region: 142-1449 (435 amino acids)
Cellular component (GO): cytoplasm
Molecular function (GO): oxidoreductase activity, acting on NAD(P)H; flavin adenine dinucleotide binding
Source: RefSeq, a predicted model, not a curated record